AUGGCGCCCCUGCUCAAGGACUACCUCGCCCGCCACCCAUCUUUCCAGGACCCCUCGUCUUCCAGCUCACCCCUCCCCUCGCUCUACUCGGACCUCUCGAGGCAGCGACGCUCCAACCCGGCUGGCUUCAGGGCCAACGUCGAGUGGUGGAAACACAUCCUCACACAGGUCGCCUGGGACGGCGUACAGCAGUCCAACGCACUCGCGUCUUCCAAGGACGAUGUCGAGAAGCUAGACUCGCACCAGGCUGCGGGCCGAAGCGCCGGUGCAUCCCAGGACAGGCUCGUCCUGCACCUCAACGAAACCACAAAGACCGCCUGGUCCAUAGACCACGUCGGAAGGCCACUCGGACUGGGAACCGUCGUGGCCGAACUGCAGAGCACCUCGGACGUCGUCUCACUAGCAACAUUCUUGCGAUCCACCAAGCCGAUCCACGGCCCCUCUCACUCAUCGGGCUUCAAGUCGUACGUACCCUCGGCAGGUACCGUGGCAUCGACGCUGCUCGUCGCCCCCUUUACCUGGGCCUUUUCCCAGAUCGGCAUCGGCGGGUCCGGCGACGACGACGACGACGGCGGAAGCCAGGACGACAAGCUCUGGAAGACGCACAGGGGAGACUGGGUCAUCUGGGCCAACCUCGAGAAAGUCACCGACGCAUUCCUCCAAGAGCACUAUGCCAGCGCGUCCCUCUCCCCGCUAGACUCUCUCUUUUCGACGGCCAAGUUCAAAGACAAGCUCGCGAAGCUCAAGCUUGAAGUCGGCUCGGGUGGAGCGCCCUUCCAGCUGAGCGAGAUGGAUGUACAGGUCGUCAUUAAGCAUCUGGUCCGGGAUCGCAAGGUGGCCGUCAUGGACAAGGGCAUCGUCAAGCUGUCGCCGCGCGAGCACGAGCCGCCGACGCCCAUCAGCGAGCAGGAUAUCGGCAUCCUCCAGAUCGCCGACACGAGCGCUAAGCUCGAGAUGCAGAUCGCCGAGAUUGAAAAGAAGAUCGCGGAGCGCAACGACAAGAUCAAGGCAGCGCUGCAGGCGAAACAAAAGGGCCAGGCGCUCUCCUACCUGCGCUCACGCAAGACGCUCGAGGACCUGCUGAACAAGCGCAUGGGGUCGCUCGAAACCAUCAGCGGCGUCCUCAUCAAAGUUGAGCAGGCCGCGGGAGAUGUCGAGAUCAUGCAAGCCUACGAGACGUCGGCGUCGACGCUCAAGUCGCUCAUGGCCCACCCUUCGCUGCAGCACGAGCGGGUCGACGAGACCAUGGCGGCGCUUUCAGACACGCUGGCCGACCACGCCGAGAUCGAGCAGGCCAUCCAGCUGGGCGGGGAGAGCGCACGUGCCGCGGCGGGCGUCGAGGAGGUCGAAGAUGCGGAGCUCGAGCAGGAGAUGGAGAUGCUGGCGCGGGAAAAGGAGCGCGAGGAGAGGGAAGAGGAGGAGAGGAGGAAGAAGGAGGAGGAGGAGAGGAGGAAGGCAGAGGCCGAGGCGGAGAGGAAGAGGGCGAGGGAGGAGGAGGCCGAGAAGAGGAGGCGGGCGGAGAAGGAGAGGUUCGAGGAGGAGAGGAGGAGGAAGGAGGAGCGCGAGAGGGAGCUCAAGGAGCGUGCCGCGCAGCGCCAGCCCGACGAGUCCACGGUCAAGGAGGGCGGCGAUGCCACCCCGGCCCCCGUCGUCGACAAAGAGACCAGGCAGGCCGUCGCUGAAGAAUGA
This is a messenger RNA of Pseudozyma flocculosa PF-1, 1689 nucleotides long. RefSeq lists its product as uncharacterized. Gene Ontology annotation, cellular component: ESCRT III complex; multivesicular body. The transcript has 5 exons. Gene Ontology annotation, biological process: vesicle budding from membrane; late endosome to vacuole transport via multivesicular body sorting pathway. Bases 1 to 1689 code for a protein of 562 amino acids. The record is from RefSeq and is a predicted model, not a curated record. NCBI's taxonomy places the organism in Eukaryota, Fungi, Basidiomycota, Ustilaginomycetes, Ustilaginales, Ustilaginaceae.